This is a messenger RNA of Vicia faba (fava bean), 1071 nucleotides long. The record is from the annotation of a GenBank genome assembly. NCBI's taxonomy places the organism in Eukaryota, Viridiplantae, Streptophyta, Magnoliopsida, Fabales, Fabaceae.
AUGAGCAUAUGGAAAAUCUUGUUCUGUUCUUGUGAGGAAACAGAAUCAGUUUUAAGCUUUCUGAAAAAUGUUAUGAUAGUUGUCCUUCUACUAUUGCAUCAUGAUCCUCCAACAUGUGAUGCAAUUAGUAAUAACCAAACUCAUUGUAAACCUUCUUCAUGCGGCAAAAUCAGUAAAAUAAAAUACCCAUUUCGACUUAUGAAUGACCCAACAACCUGUGGUGAUCCGAGCUAUGAGUUGUCCUGCGAAAACAACAGAACAGUGUUAACUCUGUUUUCUGGGAAAUACUAUGUCCAGGAAAUCAACUACAAAAACUACACAAUUCGAUUAGUUGAUCCUGGGAUUGAAGAGAGUGAUUGCUCCUCCACUCCUCAAUAUUUCUUAACCGGUUCCAAUUUCUCAGCUAACUCAUUGGAAGAGGAAUGGGUUCCAUAUGGAGUCUAUUAUCGUUUGGGGUACGAGAACAUAAUAUACUUGAACUGUAGCAAAGCAGUGAAGGAUGAUCCUUGGUAUGUGGAUACAUCUCCCUGUAUCAACCGGGACUCCAAUAGCUAUCUUUAUGCUUUUGCCAACACGUAUCGGGAGGAUGAUGUUUCUAACAUCUUUUAUGUCGGGAGGUUAAAAGAUUAUUGCCGAGUGAAGGUAGUUGCCAUCUCGUCAUCAAAUUUACCAAAUCGACCCCUUUCAUACCAGCAAAUUCAUGGAGUUCUAGUCUAUGGAUUUCAGCUAUCGUGGAUAACUAGCCCUUGUAGAGAUACUUGCGGCGAUAAAUUAUCGUGCUACUUCAAUCAAACAUCUCGAGAUUUGGAAUGCUCUAAGCCGUAUUAUGAUUGCCAAUAUCCAUUCGGAGAUUAUGUCAAUUGCACCCAGAUAUCGAAGCCGCUCGUAUUACUGGAAGAUGUAUUACUUGGCAUUGCUAAAGGAGUACUACAAAUAUUUGGAAUAUUAAAAAGCUCUCAUUCAAAACCGGAAAACAUAGAUUUUAAAAUUUCCAUUGAGUUAGGAAGAGUGACAGGAAGAUAUAUUUUGCCAUUUUUCGGUCCAAGAUAUGAGUACCUUAAUGCCAAAUAG